GCGGUGGCGUAUUCCACUGCACUUUGUGGUGUUUGUUUACAGUAGCGGAUAUGGAUGUGGUGUGUGAGGUGGAGCGGGCUGUGCUGCUGCGGCGGUUAGGCCAUGUUGCUGCACGCAGGGAUGUGUGGCCGUUUGCAGUGAUGCACGUUGCUGUGUUGGCGACGUGUGCGCACUUUGUGGUUGCAGACCACAUCACGUGGCACCUCUUGUUGCUGGCAGCAGCGGCAUCUGCGGCACUGCACGUCGUGGCCUUUCUCUCGUCCACGUGGUCCGUCAAAGCCAAGGCCUUCUUCCAAUUUCGAAAGGUGAACACGCUGGACCAGGCGACACACGUGCUGGCGCACCCCACAGACGCGACAUUGAAGGCCGAGAUUUGCGACAUUGUGAAAGGUGAAGGGCCAGCGCGUAUCGUGUUCCAGCGGCUGCCGUACACCGUUCUUGUUGAUGCAGCCACUGGAGCAGUCACCUGUGACAUUCUCCAGUACCCCGUUAACGAGCAGCUCACCACAUACAGCGAAAGCACCGGCCUGAGUAGUGCCAAGGUGCAGGAGCUGACGGCACAGUUUGGGACCAACGACAUUACCAUCGACCCGGCUUCCUUCUGGGACUUGUACAUUCAACAAAUUACAGCGCCCAUUUUCGUGUUCCAGGUGUUCUGCAUGAUUCUGUACAUGUUGGAUGACUACUGGUACUUCAGUCUCGUCACGCUCGCCAUGCUCCUCUUCAUCGAGCGCAUCACCACGCAGCAGCGCCUGAAGAACUUGAAUGAGCUGCAAGGCAUGCGCCCAAAGCCCUAUGAGCUCCGCGUGUUCAGGGAUCGCAAGUGGGAGUGGCGCUCCACGGCCUCGCUCGUGCCGGGAGACCUGAUUGCACUUCCCCGCACAAAGCAUGCCAUGCACAAGGUGCCGGCGGACGUCGUGGUGCUUGCAGGCACGUGCGUUGUCAACGAGGCACUGCUCACCGGUGAAGCUGUGCCACUGCGCAAGGAGGGCGUGGACAAACUGCUUGCGGACCGCGGGUCCAGUCGCCUGUCCGCUAUUCCGGACGCCAAGCGCUACUACGUGUUUGCUGGCACAACGGUCCUGCAGACCACAGGCGCCCCGAAGGAGCGAGCUGUGAAACCGCGUGACACCAGCUGCCUCUGUGUCGUCGUUCGGACUGGCUUUGCCACGCAGGAGGGCACGCUCGUGCGCACCUUCCUUGCGAGUCGUGAGCAGGCAUCUGCCAACACAUGGGAGAGCCUCGCCAUCAUCUCGUUCCUUCUCGUCUUUGCCCUCGCAGCAGCUGGCUACGUCUUCAACCACGGGCUUGCGACGAAGCGGCCGCUGCACACGCUCAUCAUCGAGUGUUUGCUCAUCAUCACAUCUGUCAUUCCACCGGAACUUCCGCUCCAGCUCUCCCUCGCCAUCACAAACGCCCUCAAGGCGAUGAAUGCCAAGUCGAUUGCCAUCACAUGCACAGAGCCGUUUCGCAUCCCCAUGGCAGGGCGUGCCAGCGUGGUCUGUCUUGAUAAGACCGGCACGCUCACGGAGGACAAGGUCAACCUGCAGGGCCUCGUGGUGCCGUGCGACAGCAACAUCAGCACUGGUGGCGAUGGCAGUCAUCGUGAUGGUGAUGAUGAUGACGACGAGGAUGAUGAUGACAAUGAUGAUUACGGUGACGAGGGUGCUGGUGGCGGCGCAUUGGACUUUAAGCUGUUGCACCCUGUUGACAUUCGCAUGUCAUCCGAUCGCAGAGCCGAAAUCUUCCUCGCAGCGUGCACAGACGUCGUUGAGGUUGAGAAAGAGCUGGUUGGUGAUCCGCUUGAGCUUGCGGUGCUGACGAGUCUUGGGUGGAGCUGUGUCCGCGACACCGUCGCCCGCCCCUCUGCAAACCUCUCUGCACGCAAGAUCCACACCUUCCCCUUCAGCAGCGAGCUGAAGCGCAUGUCUGUGGUGUGCACGACUGCGAGCGCGGGCGUGAAAGGCGUCUUUCUGGUGUGCAAGGGCGCAGCGGAGGUGAUCAGACCGCGCCUCACCACCGUCCCCAGCGGCUUUGAUGAGAUGCACAAGCACUAUGCACGCGAGGGCAAGCGUGUGCUCGCUCUCGCGUACAAAUCUCUGCCUGCUGAUAUGAAGCAUAAGGUGCAGCGGCUGAGUCGCGAGGAGGCGGAGAAGGACCUGACGUUUGUUGGAUUCAUUGUGCUCGGCUCCCCGCUCAAGUCGGACACGCGCAAAGUCAUGCGCCAGCUCCUGCGCUCCUCGCACCACCUCGUCAUGAUCACAGGUGACAGCCCGCUGACGGCGUGCUACGUGGCGCGGCGCGUGCGGAUUGCAUCACGUCCGCUCCGUGUCAUCGAUCAUGACGCAACCAGCCGACACUUUGUGCACUACCUUGCCGACGACGACGCGAACGCCGGCACCCUGGACGCACUCACCCCGGAGCAGCUGUCCACACUGUUUCAGAACAACGACCUGUGUGUGACGGGCGCUGUUGUGGAGGCGGCGGCAGCAGAACAUUCUCUCCCCGACGUCGCACGCUAUGCAAAGGUGUUUGCACGCACGAGCCCCAAGGACAAGUCGCGCAUUGUGCGCGCGUAUCAGCACCUCGGCCUGUCCGCCGUCAUGUGCGGUGAUGGCACCAACGACGUGGGCGCGCUCAAGGUCGCAGAUGCAGGCAUUGCGCUGGUCUCUGGCGGGCGGCCGCCCAGGAAAGCGAAGAAAAAGUCGAAAAAGGCGCAGGAGGCGCUGUCCAUGCGCGAGAAAGCACUCCUUGACUUUCAGCGAGAGCUUGAGACCAUGAACCUGGAGGACAGUUUGCCGAAGCUUGGGGACGCCUCGAUUGCCGCCGCGUUCACGUCCAAGAUUUCGUCAUGCAGCUGUGUCACGCAUCUCAUUCGCCAGGGCCGGGCAACGCUCGUUGUCUCGAAUCAGAUGAUCCAGAUUCUUGCCCUCAACUGUCUCAUCAACUCAUUCUGUUUGAGUGUGCUCUACUUGGAAGGCAUCAAACUAAGCGACACGCAGAUGACGCUGAGCGGGCUGGCGAUUGCAAUGUCGAUGUACUUCGUGUCAGCGUCGCGGCCACAGAAGAAGCUCUCGCCCCAGCGCCCGCGCGCAUCAAGCGUCACAGCAUACAUGUUCGGCUCCGUUCUCCUCCAGUUUGCGUUCCAUGUGUACAUGCUGCUCUCCGCCAUCCGCACAGCUCAGGCCGUGGAGGGGCGCAUCCACUUCGAUCCAGCGUUUCUUCCACCUCCUCGUCGCACGCUCCUCUGA
Messenger RNA from Salpingoeca rosetta, 3251 nucleotides. RefSeq lists its product as uncharacterized. Bases 51 to 3251 code for a protein of 1066 amino acids. Gene Ontology annotation, cellular component: endoplasmic reticulum membrane. The transcript is spliced from 25 exons. The record is from RefSeq and is a predicted model, not a curated record. NCBI's taxonomy places the organism in Eukaryota, Choanoflagellata, Craspedida, Salpingoecidae. Gene Ontology annotation, biological process: intracellular calcium ion homeostasis. Gene Ontology annotation, molecular function: nucleotide binding; P-type ion transporter activity.